This is a messenger RNA of Schizosaccharomyces japonicus yFS275, 1961 nucleotides long. Its product is annotated as dihydroxyacetone kinase Dak1. Gene Ontology annotation, molecular function: kinase activity; triokinase activity; glycerone kinase activity. Gene Ontology annotation, biological process: anaerobic glycerol catabolic process; glycerol catabolic process; glycerol metabolic process. The transcript has 2 exons. The record is from RefSeq and is a predicted model, not a curated record. Lineage: Eukaryota; Fungi; Ascomycota; Schizosaccharomycetes; Schizosaccharomycetales; Schizosaccharomycetaceae. Bases 146 to 1888 code for a protein of 580 amino acids.
AUAUCCAGGAGUGUUCAUACAUUGAACUUACCAACUACCAUACACCUCAACAAAGUUUUAACAGCUUUUUCAACACAGUCGUUCUUUUAUUUGUUUUUUGUUUCUGUCAUUGUGAAGAAGAGUUUUAUUGGAAUCACAAUCAAUAAUGGACAAACAUUUUAUUAACAACCCGGAGGAACUUGUCGUCGAGUCUCUUAAGUCAUUGACUGCCGUUAACCACACGCUUUCCGUAAAUGAACACGAGAAAAUUGUCUACUACCAUGACUACGACAAGAAGAAGGUAACCAUUAUUUCCGGCGGAGGUGCAGGACACGAGCCUACACAUGCAGCUUUUGUCGGUAAAGGUAUGCUGACAGCUGCCGUUUCUGGAUCUAUUUUCGCCUCUCCAUCCUCAAAGCAAGUCUACACUGGUAUAGAACAAGUCAAGUCUGACGCCGGUACGCUCGUUAUUUGCAAGAAUUACACGGGCGAUAUUCUCCACUUCGGUAUGGCUCUUGAACGUCAAAAAACUACGGGCAAGAAUAUUGAAAUGGUUGCUGUAGCUGACGAUGUCGCUGUCGGCCGCGAAAAGGGCGGCAAGGUCGGCCGUCGCGGUCUUGCUGGAACAGUCAUUGUGCACAAGGUUUCUGGUGCUGCUGCUGAGGCCGGUGCUGGCUUGCAGACUGUCGCUGCUAUUGCUCGUCAUGCUAUCGCCAACUUGGUCAGUAUUGGCGCUUCUCUUGCUCAUGUUCAUGUCCCUGGCCGUGAAGACACUGACAACGAGGACAGCGUCAAACAUAAUGAAUUGGAGCUUGGUAUGGGCAUCCAUAAUGAACCUGGAUGCCGUCGCAUUUCUCCCAUUCCCAAAAUUGAUGACUUGAUUUGUGACAUGUUGAAACAGUUGCUCGAUCAAAAUGACAAGGAUCGUGCUUAUGUGAACAUUCAAAAAUCGGACGAGGUUGUGCUGCUCGUGAACAACUUGGGCGGUCUUUCUGUCCUUGAGUUUGGUGCCAUCGCCUCUAAGGUCAAGGAGCUUUUGGAAGCCAACUACGGUAUUAAGCCCGUCCGUAUUCUUGCUGGCACUCUUAUUACAAGCUUGAACGGUCUUGGCUUCAGCAUCACCUUGUUGCGUGCAACUGAUCGCCUUAACUUAGAAGGCAAGGAAUGGUCUCUUGUUGAUUUGCUGGAUGCUCCCACACAAGCUACUGGUUGGCCUUACACCGAGCCAGCUCCAUUAAACUCGGUCAACAAACUCUCUGACGUUGAGAUCAAGGAUAACACCGAUGUUAUUAAAUCGCCUGUGGCCAUGAAUAAGGAAGCUGUUCGCAAUGCUAUCAUUAACUCCAUGAAUACCUUAAUUGAGCAGGAGCCCAUUAUCACAAAGUACGACACUAUUGCCGGUGAUGGUGACUGCGGCACCACUCUUAAGCGUGGAGCUGAAGCUGUGCUGGAGUACGUCAAGUCUGACAAAUUCACUGAUGAUCCCAUCCUUAUGGCGCGCCAAAUCGCUGAUGUCGUUGAGAACAACAUGGACGGUACAUCUGGUGCGCUUUACGCAAUCUUCUUCCACUCUUUCGCCAAGGGCGUGAGUGAGAAGGUUCAAGAGCUGAAGAAGGUUGAUACAGAGGUGUGGGCGGCUGCUUGCCGUAUUGCUCUUGACACGUUGUAUAGAUACACGCCUGCUCGUGUUGGAGACCGCACCAUGUGUGACGCCCUUAUUCCCUUCGUUGAUGAGUACGCAAAGUCGCAUGACGUCCACAAGGCUGCCAAGGCUGCUGAGGAGGGUACGGAAAAGACGAAGACGAUGAAGGCUAAACUCGGUCGUGCCGUUUAUGUUGGUGAUGAGCUCACCGUUCCCGAUCCCGGUGCUGUUGGCGUCGCUUCUAUUAUCAAGGGUUUCGCAAAAUAGAUUAUGAUUAUGGAUCGCCAAUUUUUUGAUGGUAUUAACGUAACUACUUAAUGAAAAAAUUAUUGUACUCAAA